ACAGUGUAGGAGCGAGCUAACGAGCUAAACAACACGUUACUAUAGUUCCAGCUUCUUUCAGAUCAGCGGACCCUUCUUGGAUUAGGAAGGCCUACGGUAGUUUCGCUGCUGCUGUACGGGGGAGUGUGGGGUGGCUAUACGCUGGGCGGUGCGAUAGACCUUUUGGAAGAAAGACCUGGGAAACAGACUGGUCAGCAAGGUUAUUAUAUUCACAUCUGCAUUAGACUUCGUCAAGCUCAGAAUGGCUGAAGUAACAGAUUCAUGUUUCAACAACAUACUCAUGCUGACUGAUUCUUACAAGGUCACCCAUCACAGACAGUAUCCCGAUGGCACCACCCUCGUUUCCUCCUACUUUGAAAGUCGUGGAGGAAAAUUCCCAGAGGUGGUAUUUUUCGGACUCCAGUACAUCCUAAAGAGAUGGCUCUGUGGUCAGGUCAUCACGGCUGAGAAGAUUGCUGAAGCCAAAGAACUGUACAAGCUUCACUUUGGUGCAGACCACUUCAAUGAAGCAGGAUGGACCCAUAUUCUAGAGAAACAUGGUGGCUACCUGCCGUUGAGGAUAAAGGCUGUACCGGAAGGAUCCGUCAUUCCAUACAAGAAUGUCCUUUUCACUGUAGAAAAUACAGACCCUCAGGUCCCGUGGAUAACAAAUUGGUUUGAGACCUUACUGGUGCAGGUGUGGUACCCAAUGACGGUGGCAACGAACUCCAGAGCACAGAAGGAGUUGAUAGCCAAGUACCUGAGUGAAACGGCCGAUAAUCUGACAGGACUUCCUUUCAAGCUCCAUGACUUUGGAUUUCGAGGGGUGUCGUCAGUAGAGACGGCUGGCAUAGGUGAUGCAGCUCAUCUGGUUAACUUUCAAGGAACAGACACUAUACCAGGGAUUGUUGUUGCUAGGAAGUAUUACUCUUGUCAAAUGGCUGGAUUCUCAAUACCUGCUGCUGAGCAUAGCACAAUCACAACAUGGGGUAAAAAUGGAGAGCGGGAAGCCUUCAAGAACAUGCUGGACCAGUUCCCUACUGGUCUGGUGGCGGUGGUCUCGGACAGCUUUGAUGUGUAUAAUGCCUGUGAGAAGGUGUGGGGGGAGCAGCUGAGGGAACAGGUUAUCCAUAGAGGGGAGAGUGGAUCGAUACUUGUCAUUAGACCCGAUUCAGGAGAGCCUCGUGAGGUUGUCCUCAAGAUACUGAACAUUCUGAGCAAGGUGUUUGGAUGCUCCAAGAACUCUAAAGGUUACAAGAUGCUACCUCCUUACCUUCGAGUGAUCCAAGGGGAUGGUAUUAGCUACGACACCAUCGAUCAGAUUCUUAGCAAGAUGAAGGAGGAAGGGUGGAGUGCGGAUAAUCUUACGUUUGGCAGCGGGGGCGCUCUCCUUCAGAAACACAACAGGGACACCCAGAAGUGUGCCUACAAGUGCAGCUACUGUAUCAUAGAUGGUGAAUCGAGGAAUGUGUUCAAGCAGCCAAUCACUGAUCUAGGCAAGAAAUCCAAGAAAGGACAGUUGUCGCUUCAGGAAGUCGAUGGAAAAAUUGUAACGAUGGAAGAAGGAAAAGGGAACCCAAACAAAGAUCUUCUGGAGUUAGUGUAUGAGAAUGGUCAGCUCUUAAAGGACCAUACGAUGGAUGAGAUCAGGGAGAGGGCUGAAAUAGACAUUGUCAAACAAGGAUCUAAGAACAGGAUCAAGUAAGAUGGUUCUCAAUCAAGUGCUAAUAUAAACCACAGGAGGAUAGUCUAGUCUCUAGACCUUUCAUUGUCUCUGCUAUGCUCUCAUAUGGUCGCUCGUUCAGUGUAAUGGUUGCUAAAAUGAUGUAUCUACAUGUGUUCAAAAUGGCAUCUGCAAUUUAGCAUAAGAAAUGUAAAAAUGAUUCAUUGGGUAAAAUAUUCUGAUUACAUCUCCUUUUAUACAGAUUUGAUAAGUUCGCUUUAUACAUGUAUGUUAGAAUCUGUUAAUCAUUCAGGUGAAUCUUAACUAAGCUUUGUUAUCUUUUCAUAGCCUAAUCAGUGCAAAUGAAUCAUAUAUCAUCCAGGUUUGUUUUUUGUCUAUAUGCAGUAUGAACAAAAAUAAGCGUAACAUUUGUUUUGCUCAAGUAAAUCAUUUUCUGUUUAAUAUAAUAUCAGUUUUUGAAAUCUACCUACAGCCCUUUGCUGUUGACAAGUUAUAGUUAUUUCAUAAAAUGGGAAGUUGUUUAGGAUUGUACAAGAAGGUACAAGUACAGUUGAUAUGAAUUUUAGAAUAAUACACUCGUGAAUGGGAGUUGUUUUGGAUCCAAUUUCAGAGUAUUCUCAACUUGGUAUUUGUCAAAAUAUGAAUAGCAUAAACUAUUUUAUGACUGACAAAUGCACAUAAUACUGAAGAUUUGCACAUAUUUAGCUUUUGGUAAAAGUAAUCUAAAUUGAAACGCCAAGCAAAGUGUUCUUUACAUGUAUCUUGAUAUUAAUAGAAAAAAUGUUGUAAUUAUAAAAAGGCACGGUUUGUAUUAGUGGCUAGUUUAUACAAAUGAUAUCAAUGGUAUUCAGAAUUUAUGGUUGCACCUCGAUAUUGAUUCUUUUUAACUUUGAAAAUGAAGGACAAACCCACUUAAAUCAUGAAUGUUUCAUUUUCUAAUGUGCGCCAUAUUUAGGUUUGAAAAUAUAAAUAUAUUUAUAUGUGGAAAUAUAUCUAAUCAGUUUAUAUUAAAUUGAUAUGAUAGUGAUAAUAAUGAUAAUAAUGGUAAUAAUAAUAAUAAUAAUGGUAAUAAUAAUAUACAGCAUUUAUAUAACUAUUAAUACAAAUGAUUCUAAGCGCUACGUACUAUUAGCAUGAAGAGUGGCAAAUGGAGAUAAAUGCCUUGCCAAAGGAUGCGAGUGCUGUGG
Lytechinus variegatus (green sea urchin) is the source of this 2850-nucleotide messenger RNA. RefSeq names its product nicotinamide phosphoribosyltransferase-like. The coding region runs from base 242 to 1684 and encodes 480 amino acids. Gene Ontology annotation, molecular function: nicotinamide phosphoribosyltransferase activity. The transcript is spliced from 9 exons. Gene Ontology annotation, biological process: NAD+ biosynthetic process. NCBI's taxonomy places the organism in Eukaryota, Metazoa, Echinodermata, Echinoidea, Temnopleuroida, Toxopneustidae. The record is from RefSeq and is a predicted model, not a curated record.